AUGGACCCCGAAGCUGCCACACCGGGAGAAAAGCAUUGCAUCGUGGUAUCGCCCAGGCAACGCGGCAACCCACUGAUCAGGCAUUUCGUCAAUGUCACGUGUGUCGAGGGGGAUACGCCGUACGACUACAAACUGACGGAGGGCAUCCAGGCGCUCUUCCUGUCUCUGAAGUACCACCGGAUGCACCGAGGCUACAUUGGCGCACGGUUGAAGCAGCUGCGCGGGCAUAGGGUGAAGAACCCGUUCAUAGUGUGUCAGGUGGACAUUGAAGACCCGCAGGAUACCAUAGCGGAGCUCACAGUUAUCACGUUUACAUUGGGAUACCGCCUGCUCCUGAGUUGGAGUCCUCGUGAGAGUGCCGCGGUGUUGGAGGCACUCAAGAUAGACGGACACAAGGGGCUUGAGUUCCUCAACCCGAGGCUGGAGCAACCUCACCUGCAAAUUGUGCAGCGCAUCAUAGCCUCCGUCAAGCACGUCAACAACACAGACGCCAUCACCAUAGCGUCUAGGUGCAACACCGUCAAGCAGUUGAUGCACAUAAAAUCUGACCAGCUCGAAAAUAUACACGGUCUGGGCAAGAGGAAGGUGAAGUCUAUACUAGCGGCUUUCAACGACGCGUUUUUCUGA
Messenger RNA from Babesia bigemina, 627 nucleotides. Its product is annotated as -DNA excision repair protein ERCC-1. Gene Ontology annotation, cellular component: ERCC4-ERCC1 complex; nucleus; nucleotide-excision repair factor 1 complex. The transcript is spliced from 4 exons. Bases 1 to 627 code for a protein of 208 amino acids. The record is from RefSeq and is a predicted model, not a curated record. Lineage: Eukaryota; Apicomplexa; Aconoidasida; Piroplasmida; Babesiidae. Gene Ontology annotation, biological process: meiotic mismatch repair; mitotic recombination; UV-damage excision repair. Gene Ontology annotation, molecular function: single-stranded DNA binding; damaged DNA binding.